UGGAAGAGAAAGAGGGGGAGGGGUGGAGGAGGAGGAGGAGGCGGAGGCGGUGGCAGGAAGGCGAGGGUGGCAGAGAGGGGACAGUUGGGUAAUUACUGGCAAGCGUGUUCCAGGAGGAAGAGGAGGACGAGGAAGAGGAGCAGCAGCAGCUCCCCGCUUUCCGCGUCCGUUACAGGGAGCAGCGCCGCCAGCCCAGCCCGGUUGCUCUGUGGAUGAAAUGAAUCAUGAGUUUCAAGCUCUUGCACUAGAAUCUCGGGGAAUGGGAGAGCUGCUACCUGCCAAAAAAUUUUGGGAACCAGAUGAUCCAGCGAAGGAUGGACAAAAAGGCAUAUUCCUUGGUGAUGAAUGGAGAGAAGCUGCCUGGGGAACACCUCACCACUCUAUGUCCCAGCCUAUUAUGGUUCAGAGAAAGCCUGGGCAUAUUUUUCAUGGAAACAGUGAAGUAAAUGCUGUCUUAUCUCCUCGAUCAGAGAGUGGUGGCCUUGGUGUGAGCAUGGUAGAAUAUGUGUUAAGUUCUUCUCCAGCAGAUAAAUUGGACUCCCGAUUUAGGAAAGGAGCUUUUGGUACUAGAGAAGCUGAAACAGAUGGACCUGAGAAAGGAGACCAGAAAGGCAAAGCUUCUCCAUUUGAGGAGGACAAAAACAGAGAUCUUAAACAAGGAGAUGAUGAUGAUGUUACUAAACUAAAUGGCAGAGUUUUGCCAAAUGGAAUGGAUGCUGAUUGCAAAGAUUUUAUCAGUCGUACUCCUGGAAGUCGGCAAGCCUCCCCAACUGAAGUAACUGAGCGUCUCGGGCCUAACCCAAGCACCGCAGAAGGGCUGGCUUCCCUUCCUAAUCCUGCAACCCAUAAGCCACUGGUGGAAGAAUUUUCAAACUCUGAAUCUCAGAAUCUGGAUGCUAUGGAACAAGUGGGUCUUGAUUCUCUGCAAUUUGAUUAUCCCGGAAAUCAGGUACAAAUGGACUCUUCUGGAGCUACUGUGGGACUCUUUGAUUACAAUUCACAGCAGCAGCUUUUUCAGAGGACAAAUCCUCUUACUGUCCAGCAGUUAACAGCAGCCCAACAACAACAGUAUGCCCUGGCAGCAGCACAGCAACCACACAUAGGUGUAUUUUCAGCAGGCUUGGCUCCAGCUGCUUUUGUGCCAAACCCUUACAUUAUCAGCGCUGCUCCACCAGGUGCUGACCCAUACACAGCAGCAGGUUUAGCUGCAGCAGCUACAUUAGCAGGGCCAACAGUGGUCCCUCCUCAGUAUUAUGGAGUUCCUUGGGGAGUGUAUCCAGCCAACCUGUUUCAGCAGCAAGCAGCAGCUGCAGCAAACAACACAGCUAAUCAGCAGGCUGCAUCACAGGCACAACAAGGACAGCAGCAGGUUCUUCGUACUGGAGGAAGUCAGCGCCCUCUUACUCCCAAUCAGGGUCAGCAAGGGCAGCAGGCAGAGUCACUUGCAGCAGCUGCGGCAGCAAAUCCAGCUUUGGCUUUUGGUCAGGGUCUUGCCACAGGCAUGCCAGGCUAUCAAGUGCUAGCCCCCACAGCCUAUUAUGAUCAGACAGGUGCCUUGGUGGUAGGUCCUGGAGCCAGAACUGGACUUGGAGCACCUGUCAGGUUGGUGGCUUCAGCACCUGUUCUCAUCAGUUCUGCAGCUGCACAAGCAGCUGCAGCAGCUUCAGCUGGUGGAACAGCAAAUAAUCUCACAGGAGCCACAAAUGGUCUUUUUCGACCCCUUGGUGCUCAGCCUCAGCAACAGCAACAGCAAACAAACAACAGUCUGCAAUCUAAUUCAUUUUAUGGCAACAGUAGUUUGACCAAUAACUCCCAGAGCAGUUCACUUUUUUCACAUGGUCCUGGCCAACCAGGAAACACAUCUCUUGGCUUCGGAAGCAGCAGCUCCUUAGGAGCUGCUAUUGGUUCUGCACUCGGUGGAUUUGGCUCAUCUGUUGGCAGUUCUGCAAGUAGUAGUGCCACAAGGAGAGAGUCUCUAUCUACUAGUUCUGACUUGUACAAAAGAUCUAGUAGCAGCCUAGCACCCAUAGGGCAGCCAUUUUACAAUAGUCUGGGAUUUUCCUCCUCUCCAAGCCCAAUAGGCAUGCCUCUGCAAAGCCAAACUCCAGGACAUUCACUUACGCCACCGCCAUCACUUUCAUCACAUGGAUCCUCAUCCAGUUUGCAUUUAGGAGGACUGACCAACGGUAGUGGUCGCUAUAUCUCUGCAGCACCUGGAGCAGAAGCAAAGUAUCGCAGUGCAGCAAGUACUUCCAGUCUUUUUAGCUCCAGCAGCCAGCUGUUUCCUCCCUCACGUCUCCGUUAUAAUAAGUCUGACAUUAUGCCUUCUGGACGUAGUAGGUUGCUGGAGGAUUUCAGAAACAAUCGCUUUCCAAACCUUCAACUAAGAGACUUGGUUGGACACAUAGUUGAGUUUUCACGUGAUCAGCAUGGCUCUAGGUUUAUACAGCAGAAACUAGAAAGAGCUACUCCAGCUGAGCGCCAAAUGGUAUUUAGUGAGAUUCUGCAAGCAGCCUAUCAGCUGAUGACAGAUGUGUUUGGAAACUAUGUAAUACAGAAGUUCUUUGAGUUUGGAAGCAUUGAUCAGAAAUUAGCCCUUGCCACCCGCAUUCGUGGACAUGUUCUCCCAUUAGCUCUACAGAUGUAUGGUUGUCGUGUCAUUCAAAAAGCGCUAGAGUCUAUCUCACCUGACCAGCAGGUAAUUAAUGAAAUGGUGAAGGAGCUGGAUGGUCAUGUCCUGAAGUGUGUGAAGGAUCAAAAUGGAAACCACGUGGUACAGAAGUGUAUCGAAUGUGUCCAGCCACAGUCACUCCAGUUUAUUAUUGAUGCUUUCAAAGGACAGGUGUUUGUGCUUUCCACUCAUCCUUAUGGGUGUAGAGUAAUUCAGCGUAUACUGGAACAUUGCACUGCUGAACAGACUUUGCCCAUCUUGGAAGAACUCCAUCAACACACCGAACAGCUUGUGCAGGACCAGUAUGGAAACUAUGUUAUCCAGCAUGUGUUGGAACAUGGCCGUCCUGAAGACAAGAGUAAAAUUGUUACUGAAAUCAGAGGAAAAGUUCUAACUCUAAGUCAGCAUAAAUUUGCAAGCAACGUGGUAGAAAAAUGUGUAACUCAUGCAUCUCGUGCUGAAAGAGCAUUGCUUAUAGAUGAGGUUUGUUGCCAGAAUGAUGGUCCUCAUAGUGCCUUAUACACCAUGAUGAAGGACCAGUAUGCAAACUAUGUUGUUCAGAAGAUGAUUGACAUGGCGGAGCCUGCUCAGCGUAAGAUUAUAAUGCAUAAGAUCCGGCCCCAUAUUACAACGCUGCGCAAAUACACCUAUGGCAAACAUAUCCUUGCCAAACUGGAAAAGUAUUACCUGAAGAACAGUGCUGACCUGGGGCCAGUUGGAGGGCCACCGAACGGAAUGCUUUAAAGACACACGCAAACAUAUAGCAGUCUCAAAGAGGAAUUUUAUUGUGAAUUAUCAAAACACAUGACUUAACUAAAAAUGUUGUGAUUUUUUUAAAAAAUAUAUUUAUUGACCAUCCAUUUGUAAAAAUUUUAUUCAUGUGUAUAUUUUGGGGGAAUGAAUUGCAACAUAUUGCCAUUUCUUAUCAGGGACCUAUCAGAUUGCAGGGCUCAUAAAGCACAGAAAGCCUGUAAAUGAUGUAACUAUCAGAAUAGCUCUCACAUUUUGUAAAUUUUUAUCUUGUAAAGUCACUGAAUAAAAUAGUUUUUAAAGGGAAAAAGUACAGUAUUCUUUUAAUAUACUGGCUUACAAUCUGGUAGGUCUGUUCAUCACCAUAGCACAACAUGUUUAUAUAAUUGUAUAUAGAAUUAGUUUUCAUUUUUCCCCUUUGUGCAGAACCUUUUUUAUAACAGUUGAAAAUAGAGCAAUUACAUAAUUAUUAUUUAACAUGUUACAGAAAGUUAAGUUCUGUAUUUUGGUGGUUCACAAUUUUUAUAAUCCAAAUAGCAGUCUGGGCACUACAAAUACUGGUCAAGGAAUGAUUAAAUAUGAACAAUUAAGUAGUUUCAAUCAUUCACUUUGGAAACUUUUGAGUAUAGUGCCCUUUUCUCCAACAGUGUAUGAAAGCCAUGUAUAUACUUAAAUAUUUAAUUGGUGUGCAAGGUAGGAGAAUAGAAAGGUGGUUCUUCAAUCCAGCAAUGUACUGUCUGGGAAAAGAGUAAACCUGCAUUAAAUAAAUAGACAGACAGACAGCGUAAGAUGUGCGUGUUUUGCUUUAAAUAUACAGUUGUAAGACAGGAUUUGAAAAUGUUGAGGAGAUGCUUUGUGUUCUCACAGUAAAUGAAACAGUAGGCAGGCACUGGAGGAGGACAGGGCCUACUUAAGCCUGAUAGCUCAACAUCUAAAGCAUGAUUAAAUAUUCAGAUAGCAUUUUGCUUCCUUAUAAAUAUAAGCAUUGUAUAAGUAUAGUUAAUAGAUGUAAGUUUACCAUUUGUAAACAAAUUUCUCGUUUUCAAUGUUUUACAAGCCUUGCUAAUUGAGUAGUGAUGCUUAUCUUGGUUGUACAGAUGUACAUUUGUAAACCUUCAUGCUGUAAAUGUAAUUUGUUUUACCCCUUUUGGGAUGAAAAUUUGCAUUUUAGUGUAUAUUCAUAUCCCUGCCCCUUUCGGCCCUGACAUAGUGUUGUAUAAUGUAAAUUUAUUUCAACAAAUCAAGACUGAUUUUUUAAAAAUUCUAUCUUUAUAUGGUUUCAGAGAUAUGAACCAGCUUUCUUUUAUCUAUUAUUAUAAACUUUUUGUUUAUAACAUAGCUAUUCUGUUAAUAUGGACAUUUGAGAAACCUAAUCAGUUUAAACAUUAAUGAGAAUAAAGACAAAUUAAUGGACUAAAUUACUGAUCACAUAAACCAGUGCUUCUUCCAUCUUAAAUGUGGCACGAUUUGUUUUUGUACAGAAAAGUACUGUAUUUUUGAACAGCUUAUUUCAUCCUAAAACAAAUAUGUAUGAUACUGUCAAUUUUUCUCUGAAUAUGACACUGUAACAGUAAGAUAAAGGUGUACAUUUACAAGCGGCCUUAUGUACAUUUCCCAGUUUACUUUUUAAGGCAGAAUUGUGACCAUAUGUGUAUAAUUAAAAUCCUUUCUAAUCCUUUGCCUAUGAAAAUAUUUUGGAAAGAAGCUUACUUUGUAUAUUCGGUUUCUGAAAGAUAAAGUGCUUUGUAUUUUGUUCAAGUCAGUAUUUUGUGUAAACACUUCUUCAUUUUGAUGGCAUAACAUAGCCGUUCUGUCUCAAACCCCUUGGCAGUCGUGAAACCUAUAAAUCACACGAAAGCUUUCUUGGGGGAAGUUUCAGGAGAAGGUAGGAGAGCAACUCAUCUCAUUUACACAGUACUGCUACUCUUCUUUUUAUCAAAGCAUACAGAAAUUUGCUUGCAGAAGAAAUUAGUAUGUUACAACGUUGACCAUUUAACAGAAUAACAGACAUAUUUAAACUUUUAAUUUAAAUACCGAUCUUAGCUGGAAUUUGUAGUAGCUUCUUUUUCCUUUAUGCAUCUUUUGAUAUACCAAAUUAAUAACCAUUCUUAAAGCACAGUUUUCAUUAGAAAUAGCAAACUUAAAAUCUGCAGUGGGAUUUUCUUCAGAACUCUGCCUUAACUUCUUGUCCAAUAGAUGUGGUUGUUUGCAAAUCACAAUUUAAUUUGAAGGAGAGUAACAGCCAUAUAUUUUCUGCAUUAUAUCAAUGGUACAUGCUUCCACACUUAAAACAUCUUUCAAACUGUAAUUUCAUAUUCUUUGGUACAUUGCAAGUCUACUUCAUAACCUGUUGGCUGGACUGCAUGGGAUUGUUUUACUCUAUGCAUUCUUCUGUUAACUGACCAACAUUUUUCACAUUCAGUUUCAUCAAAUAUACUUGAACAGUAGAGAUGUAGAAACAUUCUAGGUUUAGCUAAGUACCACUAUCCUCCCCAUCUCCUCCUGCACUGUUUUCUCUGUAGAUUUGGUUAUGGAACCUUUUGCCUAGUCUGUUUAAGUUUGUUCUGCCUCUAGGCCGCUCUUAGUUCAUAUUGAAUAAUGUAAUGUUCACUUGUAAUAUGCUGUAAAGAAAACAACAAAAUGAAAAUGUGUGAAUACCUUUAUGGAA
This is a messenger RNA of Varanus komodoensis (Komodo dragon), 6089 nucleotides long. RefSeq names its product pumilio RNA binding family member 2 (gene PUM2). Gene Ontology annotation, biological process: miRNA processing; regulation of mRNA stability. The record is from RefSeq and is a predicted model, not a curated record. The coding region runs from base 218 to 3415 and encodes 1065 amino acids. Lineage: Eukaryota; Metazoa; Chordata; Lepidosauria; Squamata; Varanidae. Gene Ontology annotation, molecular function: mRNA 3'-UTR binding. The transcript is spliced from 21 exons. Gene Ontology annotation, cellular component: cytosol; cytoplasm.